AUGGGUCGUGUCCAAAUUGACUGUCGAUUUCGCCUGUCGAAAACCCAAUGGGGCGUCAUUGGUGGCGGCAACACCCCAGCUGCAGUACUUUACAUGGAUCUGACUUUCGAUCAGCCAAAAGACUGUCAGCUGACAAGCGCGGUAGUCUCUAUCACAAUGCAAGAGUCGGAUACAGACCCACAGAAGAUUCACAAGCAGACGGCUUCCAAAAGACGAUCAAAAUCAAGGCCUCAUAUGCACGACCCGGACCAUGGCUUUUCUGACGCUUCUCUGAGAUAUCUGGCACCAGUUGCCGUGGAUACUAUUGGUAACCUGACAACACAAUCAAAGCGCUGCCUUCAAGUUACUCCCUACUACGGUCCCCACGAACUAACAGGAAAACCCACCCAAAUCACGAUCAAAAAGAACCGGCGUUUUACGCCUGAAGUCAAUGUUUUCGGGCAAGGCGGAGGAGGUGUGGGUUUCGACUAUGAAAGAUCCAGUGAGCAAACCAGUCGAUGGACUUUCACUGGAAAGGUGCUUUCUGGAAAUCACUCCCAGCAUAUCAAUCCGGUAAUCAACAGGUCAGGGCCACGGCAUAGUCGCAGCCAUCCUAAGUCCGAAUUGGCCAUGUACCGUACAAUGAAGUGGGAACUCAACGAGGAUGAUAACCAACCCCAGUCCCAGCAUAGCAGUGUGAUUCAUACGGCAUUUACUUUCGAACAUGACAUGAAGCCAUUCUACUUGGAAAUCCAGAUUCAAGGCAAACUUCAACGAAAAUCGGAGCAGCUUAAAGGGAAUAUGAAACAACUACUGAAGUUUCCAUCAAAUUUAAGAAAGGAACAGGGGACUGCGCUGAUGCGAGUUCACCCAGACAGCACAACAAACCAUACACGACGACUGGAUCGAAUUGCACAAGGCUUGUCGUUGAGUAUGGAACGCCUCAAUAUGGAAAACAUUAGCGUGCAGCUACCCGACGCGAUGCCUGUAUCGUUCGAACAGGAUACUCCACAACCCUUCGCCGACCCAGUGCCAGCAUUGGAGGAUCAAACUGAAGGGAGGUCACGAGGCAACAUUCAUCUAUUCUCAGUGGAUACGCCCGCGCACUCAUCACCAGGAAAGAUAAAUUCGAGCUCACGCCAUGCAAGAACCGACCCAAUCCCGACAACUGCCCGCAAUCUAGAAAUGUUAGCACAGUCUCUCCACUCUAGCCAGUCUUCUGGAUCAUCCACUUUAUGCGGCAUUAAUACGGCCAACAUUGUGUCACAAUUUUCGCCACCCCAAAAUGAAAGGCGGCAGAAUGGUGAGACGAGAAAAGAAAAACUCCGGCCUCAGGCGACGACGCCGUCCAAAUCAGUGAUUAUUAGUCAAGGAAUGAUGACGACAGAGACGCAUAAGGAAAGUGACUUAGAAGACAUCGUCAGCCAACUAUCUCAAUUCCCUACUUUGAUCUGGAUACUACGGUGGGCUAUAUGGAUGUUUUCCUUCUACCCACGCACAAUCACUGAGGUUGCCCAGGAAAGAAAAAGUCCUUAA
Messenger RNA from Penicillium robsamsonii, 1515 nucleotides. RefSeq lists its product as uncharacterized. The record is from RefSeq and is a predicted model, not a curated record. The transcript has a single exon. Lineage: Eukaryota; Fungi; Ascomycota; Eurotiomycetes; Eurotiales; Aspergillaceae. Bases 1 to 1515 code for a protein of 504 amino acids.